Exophiala viscosa is the source of this 438-nucleotide messenger RNA. RefSeq lists its product as uncharacterized. NCBI's taxonomy places the organism in Eukaryota, Fungi, Ascomycota, Eurotiomycetes, Chaetothyriales, Herpotrichiellaceae. The transcript has a single exon. The record is from RefSeq and is a predicted model, not a curated record. Bases 1 to 438 code for a protein of 145 amino acids.
AUGCCUUCGUACGACAAACAAGUCUCCGAACCUGCUGCUUAUAGCCCCCGGUCCGUGGAUUCAGACUCCGGUCGAUCAUCCGCCGAGCGGAAGUACUCCUAUAUGUCCACCAAGUCAUCCGCACCCGUGUCUCCUGGGCUGGCUCCCAAAGUCCAACUGGUGCCCUAUGCCCGGACAGCCAGUUUUGAUAUAUCUUUCUCGGAUGUGGAGAGGGAGUUGAUGAACAAGGCCAACUUCGACUCCCUGGACCUGUCGUCACAGGACUUCGACUUUGAGGAUAUCUUCACGUACGACAAGCCUCAGAAGAAGCUGACCAAGGUGGUCGAGGUGUCGAGUCCUACCCGAGAUUAUCGAGAUUGGUCAAAUUUCUCCUUCAGUCAUUACUCCGCCGCCGUCAAUGCUCGGAACAAAGUGAACAAGCAGAGGACGGGUAUUUGA